AUGGGCGAUGAGGAGGAGACAAUAAAGAUUGGAUUUCCUCUUAGAAAAUGGCACGUGCAUGUUUAUAAUGGGAUGGGGGUGGGGCAGCUGUUCCUUCAUUGCAAGUCGAAAGACAAUGAUCUGGGCGGGCAAAAUCUUGAGGUCGGGCAGGAUUUGUCAUGGAGUUUCAAAGAAAACUUAUUAGGGACGACGCUUUACUGGUGCUACAUGCGAAAGGACGACGAGAGUCAUGCAACGUUUGAUGUGUUUUGGAUGGAGAAGGACAACAGGUGGCUUUCUUACAGAUGCAACUGGAAGAAUUGCAUUUGGAUUGCAAAAGAUGAUGGAAUUUACUUGCAAGUCAUUCCAAAAAACCGUGAUGAUUUUGUUCACAAAUGA
This is a messenger RNA of Corylus avellana, 378 nucleotides long. Its product is annotated as S-protein homolog 74-like. The record is from RefSeq and is a predicted model, not a curated record. NCBI's taxonomy places the organism in Eukaryota, Viridiplantae, Streptophyta, Magnoliopsida, Fagales, Betulaceae.